Molecule: messenger RNA, 1384 nt
Organism: Oncorhynchus tshawytscha (Chinook salmon)
Lineage: Eukaryota; Metazoa; Chordata; Actinopteri; Salmoniformes; Salmonidae
Gene: acmsd
Product: aminocarboxymuconate semialdehyde decarboxylase
Exons: 10
Coding region: 88-1131 (347 amino acids)
Biological process (GO): secondary metabolic process
Cellular component (GO): cytoplasm; cytosol
Molecular function (GO): carboxy-lyase activity; hydrolase activity
Source: RefSeq, a predicted model, not a curated record
GGGGGCAGGGCAGUAGGGCGGAGAAUAACCUUGCUCAAUGAUCAUGAUAGACACCGUUUAGUACCUGUCUCACAUUAGGCGAAUUGUAUGAAAAACACUUGUCUUAGUAGAUUAAUCAGGAUGAAGAUUGAUAUUCAUAAUCACAUUUUACCCAAGGAAUGGCCCAAUCUGAAAGAGAGAUAUGGAUAUGAUGGAUUUAUCCAGCUUCACCAUCACUGCAAGGGGGAAGCAAAAAUGAUGAAAGACGGGAAGUUGUUCCGUGUGAUCCAGGAGAACUGUUGGGAUGCAGACGCAAGGAUUCGGGACAUGGAUGCACACGGGGUGACGGUCCAAGCCUUGUCCACAGUGCCUGUCAUGUUUAACUACUGGGCCAAACCUCAUGACACCCUGGACCUGUGUGGGAUCCUGAAUGACGACCUGGCUAAGACAGUGGCGCUCCACCCCCGACGCUUCGUGGGGCUGGGUACCCUGCCCAUGCAGGCUCCUGACCUGGCUGUGCUGGAGAUGAAGCGUUGUGUUAGGCAGCUGGGCUUCCCUGGUGUCCAGAUCGGCUCCCACAUUAACACCUGGGAUCUUAACGCCCCAGAACUCUACCCAAUCUAUGCUGCUGCUGAGGAAUUGAGCUGUUCCUUGUUUGUACACCCAUGGGACAUGCAGAUCGAUGGGAGGAUGGCCAAGUACUGGCUCCCCUGGUUAGUGGGUAUGCCAUCCGAGACUACCAUGGCCAUUUGCUCAAUGAUCUUCGGAGGUGUCUUUGAGAGAUUUCCCAAGUUGAAGGUCUGCUUUGCUCAUGGAGGGGGUUCUUUCCCGUUCACUAUUGGCCGAAUUGAACAUGGGUUCCAGGUCCGACCUGACCUCUGUGCUGUGGAUAACAAAGUCAACCCACGGAAAUACCUGGGCUCCUUCUACACUGACUCCUUAGUGCAUGACCCCAUCGCCCUCAAGCUACUUAUUGAUGUGAUUGGAAAGGAUAAGGUGAUGUUAGGAACAGACUAUCCAUUCCCACUGGGUGAGCUGCAGCCAGGAACAUUAAUAGAGUCCAUAAAAGAGUUUGAUGGUGGUUUAAAGGACAAACUGCUUGCAGGCAAUGCACUGGACUUUUUGGGGAUUAAAAGAGAACAAUUUCAGUGAUUUACAGCAUGAAGAUAUUGUCAAAACAAAAAUGGAAAACAAUGUUUGACUUUCAAAUUACUCUUGAGUAUUGGCAGGUCCAUAAAACAAAUACAACCUAUUGCGUGACCAAAAUGUAAAUAUUUAAUUCUGAAGAUAUUUUUCAUCUAUUUAGCUAAUUUAUCGUGAUUUUUGUUUACAGUGUUGGAAGUCAUCUGUGGUCAACACUCUUUUUGCUGUUUAUGGCUAAAUAAAAUUGAAUGUUCAUUUCAAA